Molecule: messenger RNA, 324 nt
Organism: Mucor mucedo
Lineage: Eukaryota; Fungi; Mucoromycota; Mucoromycetes; Mucorales; Mucoraceae
Exons: 4
Coding region: 1-324 (107 amino acids)
Source: RefSeq, a predicted model, not a curated record
AUGCAUAUUGAAAGGUGUAUCAAAAGCGAAUAUCCAGAAAACCAUGGCCAUUUAAUUAGUCAAUGUUUGAGAAUGUCAAACAUUCAAUUGCCAUCCGAAGAAGAACAAUCUAUGGCCUCGCCAAUUGAGGAGAAACUAAUGGCUGUGCCAAGAAAAAGAAUGGCAAAAGAAAACCAAGAGGGUAGCUCUUCUGGCAAGAAAACAAAAUCGUACGCCACAAACCCAUACGUUGAUGACGAGCCCUCGUGUCCAAAUGACACUCCAGAAUCUGAUAGAACCAGUGUGGUCGCACCAGUAGAGGUGCCUACCACCUCUUCAAAGUAG